CACCAGUAAAACACACACUUUGCUGGAAACGCAGAGGAACUGUUGCUGUUUCAUCGCGUGUUUGUGUUUUUCCUUCAGAGUGACAGAAUGCUCCAAACAAGUGACAACAAGGUGCACGUGGCACAUAACCUCAUGGACAUGGACCAGGACCCUCGCAAACGGCUCUACUUUACUGACGGGCGAAGGAAAGUGGACUAUGUGCUGGUCUACCACUACCGAAAACGUUCCUCCAUCAGGGGGUCCCCUAGUCAACAUAGACUGUCCAUUAUCUCCAAUGGUAGUUACCCUUUAGGAGUGGAGGACAAAAAAUUAGAGGGAGGGAAGGAUGAACCCGUGGAGGUGGUGGUAGUAGACAUUGGACCCCCAGACCCUGCUGAUGGGGAGAAGAUCAUGAUCCGAGAGGAGUUUGAGGGCAAUUUAAAGGACGCAGGGCUGGAAGUAGAGCGUGAUAAAGAGAACAAGAUCCAUGGUCAUGCCUUCAUCCGGCUUCAUGCGCCUUGGCAGGUGUUGAGCAGAGAAGCAGAGUUUCUCAAGAUCAAGGUGCCCACAAAGAAGAGUUUUGAGUUGAGAGAAGAUAACGGUCUGGCUGCCACCAUGAAUGAAGUGUGGCGGAAGAUAAAUCAACCAUUUCAACCAAACGUCCCCCACCAGGAGCAAGAGCACAGCCGGACCAAGUUUCUCUCACACUGCUUCUCCCGGGACAAGCUCCACCUGUACAACAUCAAUUCAAAGGACACGUUCUUCGACAAUGCCACAAGGAGUCGAAUAGUGUAUGAAAUCCUCAGACGCACGGCCUGCACACGGACCUGCCAAACCAUGGGUAUCACCAUGCUAAUAGCUAAUGGUGUUUAUGAUUCAGCGUUCCCAUUGCAUGAUGGUGACUUUCGACCCAUUGGACAAGCUGAGAGAAAGAAUGACAGACAGUUGUUACAUGAUGAAUGGGCAAGAUAUGGUGCUUUUUACAAGUAUCAGCCUGUUGAUCUUAUCAGGAAGUACUUUGGGGAGAAGAUUGGCCUCUACUUUGCCUGGCUUGGUCUCUAUACUCAACUGCUGAUCCCUGCAUCUGUGGUGGGCAUCAUUGUGUUUUUCUAUGGUUGGGCAACUGUGGAAACAAACAUACCCAGCCAGGAGAUGUGUGAUGAAGAUCAGAACUUCACCAUGUGUCCUCUCUGCGAUCGGGCAUGUGACUACUGGCAUCUGAGCACAGCAUGUGGCACAGCACGUGCCAGCCAUCUCUUUGACAACCCAGCCACCGUGUUCUUUGCCAUCUUCAUGUCCCUCUGGGCUGCAAUGUUUUUAGAGCACUGGAAGCGCAGACAGAUCAGUCUGAACUAUAGCUGGGAUUUGACGGGCAUGGAGGACGAGGAGGAACAUCCCAGACCCAAAUACGAAACGAUACUCCUUCAGAAGAGGCAGAGGAAGAAGAAAAAUAAGAUGAGCAAAAAUGAGUCUGAGAGAGGUGUGGAAGAGAGCGGGGAGCUGGGCAAGGACAAAUGGAGACAGAGGUUACUUUCAGCCAUGGCUGCUGGGAAUCCGCAUGGACAUGAGACGCUAACAUGGAGGGACAGGCUGCCUGGGUAUCUAAUCAACAUUUCCUCCAUUCUCUUCAUGUUUGGUGUGACAUGCUCUGCCGUGUUCAGUGUCAUCAUUUACCGCAUCACUAUCUCCGCUCUCAUGGCAAUGAGCCCAGAUCCAGAGGUCAAGUCUAACGUGCGGGUGACUGUCACAGCCACUGCUGUCAUCAUUAAUCUGGUGGCCAUUCUCAUUCUAGAUGAGAUCUACGGCAUGGUGGCUGUCUGGCUCACCGAACUGGAGAUCCCGAAAACAGAGACAAACUUUGAGGAGCGUCUGAUUCUGAAGGCUUUCCUCCUGAAGUUCAUGAAUGCUUAUGCACCCAUCUUCUAUGUGGCCUUCUUCAAAGGAAGGUUUGCAGGCCGCCCUGGUGACUAUGUUUAUGUCUUCAAUGACUACCGUAUGGAAGAGUGUGCUCCUGGUGGCUGCCUGAUUGAACUCUGCAUUCAGCUCAGUAUCAUCAUGCUGGGGAAGCAGCUUAUUCAGAAUAACAUUUUCGAGAUCGGCAUUCCAAAGCUGAAGAAGCUGUGCCGCAUGCUGAAGGACAAGGAACGUGCCCCCAAAGAGAUUGUGGAGCAGCCAGGUCGCUGCCAACAGUGGCACCUAGACUACGACCUAGAGCCAUUUGACGGUCUUACACCUGAAUACAUGGAGAUGAUCAUUCAGUUUGGUUUCGUUUCACUAUUUGUGGCCUCAUUCCCGCUGGCUCCACUUUUUGCCCUCCUAAACAACGUCAUUGAGAUCCGUCUUGACGCCAAGAAGUUUGUCACAGAGCUUCGCAGGCCGGAUGCCGUGAGGGCCAAAGAUAUUGGUAUCUGGUACAACAUCCUGAGUGGUAUGGGCAAAUUCUCAGUCAUCAUCAAUGCCUUUGUCAUCUCCUUCACGUCAGAUUUUAUCCCUCGCCUGGUCUACCAGUACAUGUACAGUGAGACGGGCACCAUGCAUGGCUUCAUCAACCACACACUCUCUUACUUCAAUGUCAGCAACUUUAAAGCAGGAACUGUGCCAACCAUCUCCAGUCUCGGCAAAGACAUCACAGUCUGCAGGUACAAGGACUACAGAGAACCUCCAUGGUCGUCCGAGCCUUACCAGUUCUCCAAACAGUACUGGUCGGUUCUAGCGGCUCGGUUAGGCUUCGUCAUCUUGUUUCAGAACCUUGUGAUAACCAUGAGCAUGCUGGUGGCCUGGGUGAUCCCAGACGUGCCCAAGAACAUCAGCGAGCAGCUGAAGAAGGAGAAGACCCUUCUAGUGGAUGUCUUCUUGAAUGAGGAAAAGGAGAAGCUUCAGCUCAUCCAGAGCUUGUUCUCCAAAGACCUGACCCAAGAACAACAGGAGGAGCUGCAGGUCUCAGAUCAAACCUCUCGGCUCCUCCAGCAAACCCACCCCGGCCCGUCCCUGCCCACACCUGCCCUGGCCCCGGCCCCACCCCUGUCCUCUACGGCCCCUCGCACCCGCCCCCGAGCGGCAAGCUUCAGCCAAUUCACCCCUCAAACGUCCAUGUCUCCCCGCAGUGACAUCACCCAGCAUACAGCUGUGUGACGGAGGUCAGGGUGAGAGGACGGAUGCGAGUGUACCAGUGGAAUAUCUUUAAGAGUGCCUGAGCACUGGAUUUUGAGGAUUCAAAGUGGAAGGGAAGUUUAAAGCUCUGAGUUUGGAGUUUUGGGAAUACGGUGACCUCUUUUCCGUGGAAUAAGAGAGGUCGCUCAUGUUUUGGUUACAGAACUGUGUUUUAAUGUCUGUCUGCAGGCUCCAUGUCUGGUUUCAAACCCUCAGAUGUCCGUUUUGAGGGACAUCUGACAUUAACAUUGCCACAGAGCUGAGCUUCAAUAGGACCGCUUGCAGAUGCAAUCACUCCAUACGCAUUCCCAUUUGACGAGCACUGAAAUGCGAACGGAUGCUGGAAGCUGAUGGUCCCACUUCCAAGGGGCCUCUUGAAGUCCUUGGAAUGUUAUUUUUUCACUGAUUUAUUCUUGAACGGUCUUAAAUGAGGGUGUUUGUCACCAAAACUGUAUGUCAGUUACAUACAGACAAUGCAUAAUCUGUUCAUGCUGUCCAAAAAACAAACUGCUUUGCACAUUGUUCAUGAGAUGUAGCAUAUAACGGCAAAUAAUAACCUUUCAUUUUCUCAGGUAAGCAUCACUGUAGGCUGUAUUUGUUCUCAUUAAUAUGACCGUUCUUGGUUUACUAAAGAGUAUGAUAUAUGUUAAUUUAACUAAGGUUCAAAGAACACAAACUUAACGUGCAAUGAUACUUCAAUGUAUUCUGUGAUAUCAAACGUGUGGUGGAAAUGUACUGUUUUGUCUUUUGAAAGAUCCAGCCCUCUCGUAAUGUAACACAUGAACUGAAUUUCAAUGUACAAGCACAAACAAUUAAGGCAAUAUGUAAUUAAACUCAUGUUUUGUCAAUCCAUAUAUUUAUGCUAUGCCUCCUUCUGAUGAUAUACAGGGCUGCUACUGUAGAUUUAGAUCACACAGCAUUAGCUGUAUUUGAUUGUGGAGCAGCUGGUCUUUUUGUGCCAGGUCAACUGUAAUCCUCUCGUGAGUUUGCCAUCACCAGUGUGGGAGGGUGUGGGGUAACUGUCAUCCAUGGAGGAAACGGGGAAGCAGGGAUGGAUGUUGUGUGCCAACAUCUGGCCAUCAAGUCAUCAUUUUCAAUGCCUCAUAGGAUGUAAUUCUCAUGCAGAAGAAUAAAUAUUUAAUCCCAAUUAUGCGCAAGUGGAUUUUCUUUCUUGUCCUCAAGGUUUUGGUCUAGGAGUCCCUUGGGGUCAAUUCAUGUGUGUUCCUGACUUGUAUGUUAGACUAAAUGGGCAUUCACACCAUCAGCAAUUCAAUCAUUGGUUGCUAGUGUUAUUAUCUUUUAUUUUUAUUUUUAAUGUUGUUCUUUUUCCAUUUUAAAUUGAAUUUGUCCAUUUCAAUUUUGUAUCAUUUGUUUUAGUUUUCUCUAGGGAUGUGCAUGGGUAAUCGAGUACUCGUUCAGCUUUGAAUAUUCAAGUAUCUACUAGGAAAAACUAGUUGAAUAUUGCAAUUUUAUUUUAUUUUGUGCUUUCGCCUAUGCUGAAUGAAUGCUUCUGAAUGAAGCCUUUACAACUUAAUGCACUGAUUGGUGCUGUGGAUGCAUAACAUUGUUAAAGGAAUAGUUCACUCAGUAAGAACAUUGUGUCAUUAUUUAAAAUGAUUGAAUUGCUUCUGAAGACUUGGAAUGUAUGUUUCUGUGUGUGAGUGCAAAACUACAUGUUGUUGUUUAUGCACAGUGCUCAGUUUUUUCCUAAGAAAAACCAGUUCAAAGGUUUAGGGCUGAAAUUAAAUUCUAAAUUUCCAGUAAUGUAUUAAUAAUGGAUUAUUUUUAUUUUUAUUUAUUUAUUUCUUUUUUAAGUGUUACAAAAUUUCUCUAAAUGCCCAUCCCUAGUUUUCACUAUAUGAUUGUUAGUUUGUUUUUUCAGUGUUUUCUAGUUUCAUUUAGUUUUUAUUCAGUAAAAAUUUUAACUGAAAUAAUUAAAAUAUGUGUAAUGUUACAUUUCUAAAUUAAAAAAAAAAAAAUGUAUGUGAUCACCAUCAAGUGAUAUUUACAUAUUUAAAAUGAAUAUUCAGAGUUCAAGACAAGUUCAGCUCAGUCGACAGCAUUUGUGGCAUAAUGCUGAUUACCACAAAAAAAAUAAAAAAAUAAAAUAAAAAUAAAACAUUCGACUUGGCCUCCUUUUUCUUUUAAAAAAAACAAACAAACAAAACAAAAAAAAUCUGGGUUACAGUAAGGCACUUUCAAUGGAUGUGAAUGGGGCCAGUUUGUAAAUGUCAAAAUACUCACCAUUUCAAAAGUAUACAAUAGCUACAAGACGUUUAAAAUAGGCAUGUUAACAUGAUUUUAGUGUGAUAUAAUCUCUAUAUCUACAUCUAAUUUUACAGCUUCAUAGUCAUGAUGAUAUAAAACCCUAAAACGACCGUAAAAACAACUAUUUAAACAACCUCUCAAAUAAUACAUGCAUUUUAACAUAAGAAUUCAUGUAAGUGCUUUUAAAAAAUUAUUUGCUUCACAUUUCUGCCUUUAAACUAGAGGUAGACCGAUAUAUCGGUUUUACCAGUUAAUUUGUGCCGAUAGUUGCUUUUUGGAACUAUCAGUUAUCUGUAAAAAAUAUAUGCCGAUAGAUAGAUAUUGUAUAUUUUUUUAUCAGCCUUUUCUACCACCUUAGUUAUCGUAUCGGCACAAUCCACAAUCGGUCGACCUCUACUUUAAACCCUCCCAAAAAUGGCCCCAUUCUCUUCCAUUGUAAGUGCCUCACUGUAAUCUCGAUUUUUUUUUUUGCUUUUUUCUUUUAAAGAAAAGGAGGAAUGGGUGGAAAUAAAUUUUUGUGGUAAUCAACAUUAUGCCACAAAUUC
This is a messenger RNA of Myxocyprinus asiaticus (Chinese sucker), 5942 nucleotides long. RefSeq names its product anoctamin-1-like. Lineage: Eukaryota; Metazoa; Chordata; Actinopteri; Cypriniformes; Catostomidae. The transcript has 25 exons. Gene Ontology annotation, biological process: chloride transmembrane transport. Bases 88 to 3111 code for a protein of 1007 amino acids. Gene Ontology annotation, cellular component: plasma membrane. The record is from RefSeq and is a predicted model, not a curated record. Gene Ontology annotation, molecular function: protein dimerization activity; chloride channel activity.